AAAGUUCUUUUCAUACUGGACAGUGCCACUGGCCACCCAGAACCCCAGGAGUUCAACACCAAAGACACUGAAGUAAUCUACUUUUCCCUAAAUAUGUCUCUAAUUUAGCCUCUAUAUGCGGAGUUCAUGAGGACCUUUAAGGCUCAUUAUACAGGUACUCUAUGGAAAGGACUGUCAAUGCUACGAAAGAGAAUUCUGACAGAGAGAACAUCAUGAAAGUCUGGAAGGAUUACUUCAUUGAAGAUGCCACGGUUGUUAUUGAAAAAGUGCGAAAGCCAUCAAGCCUAAAACGAUAAACUGAUGCUGGACAAAGCUGUGUCCAGAUGUGCAUGACCUCACAGGAUUUAUAAGACAAGUAAGAAAAUCAUAAAAGAGACUAUGGAUAUGGAAUAAACGUGGGGAGAUGGUGGCAGUGGUGAAUGACUUCAAGAUAUGGAUCUUGGAGAAAUUCAAGAGCUAGCCAACACCACACCAGGGGAAUUAACAGAAGAUGACUUGAUGGAGAUGAGCGCUUCUGAACCAGUGCCAGACAAUGAGGAAGAAGAUGUAAAAGAAGCAGCAGUGCCAGCAAACACACUGACAUUAGACAAUCUGGCAGAAAGACUCAAGACUGCUUUUAACUUCUAUUAUGACGUGGACCAUUCUAUGAUAGAGCACUGAAACCAAAGCAAACAGGGGAAGGAUUGGUACUAUAUAGAAACAUUUUUAGAGAAAUGAAAGAGCAAAGUCAGACAGAAAUUACAAUAUGUUUCCUUAAUGUUGCAAUGAGCGUGCCUGCCUCUUCUGCCUCCCCUUCCACUUCUUCCACCUCUGCCACCCGAGACAGCAAGAGGAAUCCCUCCUCUUCCUCCUCCUCAGCCUACUGAAUGUGAAGGCAACAAAGAUGAAGACCUUUAUGAUAAUCUGCUUCCACUUAAUGAAUAGUUUAAGGUUGCUCUGAUGAAUUAAAGGCAAUGUAACUAUGAAACAAGAAUCAUAUUUUUCUUCUUCCGAAUCUUGAAUAGAAGUUCUACAAGGACAAGAAUUUUAUUCACUACUGCAGGAUCUACAACAAUGCCUGGGACAUAUGUUACAGACCCUGGAGAUCAAGAAAGCAGUUGCUCUUCUCUAACAUAGGCCUUCCUUGUGGCAAAUUACCAUUACUAGCUGCAUGAAACUGAAUUGGAACUAGAAAACAAUUUUUUCUGCCAUGCCUUCAUUUCAGGUGCAGGACCGUCAUCCUCAUCUGACUCCUCAGAUUCUGAUGCUUUUUCAACUUGAAGGAAAUAAAAGAAAACAUUUCAGUAUGGAGCCCUUUCUUUAACAAAAGGGGAAAGUCGCUGUCUAACAGAGUAUCAACAACAAAAAGUCAAAAUGGAGAAAAAGUGAAAACUUGAAUAAAGGUUAUCAAAGAAUAUACGACAGGUUCCGAAGUUUCUGCAAAUGUCAAGGCCUUGUCAUAAAGAAACUCAGAAAUAUGUAAACGACAAGCCAGAGAUGGACUUGAGAGCAAAUGCCUCUUCCUGUCGCUGUUCCAUACACUCAUCCAAGCUUAUCUGGUUGACUGCCUCAGAGAUCUUCAUCCUCUCUCCAAAUGUCUCUGAAAAACACUGGUCUCGCUCUGUUGCCCCGGCUGGAGUGCAGUAGCGUGGUCUCGGCUUACUGCAAGGUCUGCCUCCCUGGUUCAUGCCAUUCUUCCACCUCAGCCUCUGGAGUAGCCGGGACUACAGCUUCAGAAGUGUAUAAGAUCAGCUUUAUCUUUCCAAAUGGAGACAAGUAUGAUGGUGACUGUACAAGAACAUCUUCUGGAAUCUACGAGAGAAAUGGAAUAGGUAUUCAUACCACUCCUAAUGGGAUUGUCUACACAGGAAGCUGGAAAGAUGACAAGAUGAAUGGUUUUGGAAGACUUGAGCAUUUUUCAGGAGCAGUAUAUGAAGGACAAUUUAAGGAUAAUAUGUUUCAUGGACUGGGGACUUACACAUUCCCAACUGGGGCAAAGUAUACUGGAAAUUUCAAUGAAAAUAGGGUGGAAGGUGAAGGGGAAUAUACUGAUAUCCAAGGACUAGAAUGGAGUGGUAACUUUCAUUUUACAGCUGCUCCAGACCUGAAAUUAAAGCUUCACAUGUAGAUGUGAUGUUAAAUUAAAGUUGAAAUGUAGUAAUUGAAGCUUUUAGUUGUAAGGAAAGCAACUUAAUCUGUUAUUUGAAAUGACUUCAUACACUACCCCUAUAAGUUUGCCAAUAAAACCAUCACUUGCUUA
Pan troglodytes (chimpanzee) is the source of this 2239-nucleotide messenger RNA. It is a transcript of the gene MORN2, whose product is annotated as MORN repeat containing 2. NCBI's taxonomy places the organism in Eukaryota, Metazoa, Chordata, Mammalia, Primates, Hominidae. The record is from RefSeq and is marked provisional.